AUGUGUGGAAUUAGUUUGUCCGUCUGCCACGCCGUCCCAACGGAUAGUAAAUAUAAGUCACGCGAACAUAGAAUUUCCCCAGAUGUUGACAUCGGUCUCUUGACUUCACUGUCUCGACGUGGUCCUGACGGCUGUGGGACUUUCACCGAAAACCUCCGUAACUUCCAAGUACAACUGUGCGCAACGCUGUUGCAGUUUCGAGGGAAUGAAAAGGCCCGAAGUCCACUUAUAUCGAAUAGUGAAGGUGUGUUAGCGUUUAACGGUGAAAUUUACGGCGGUUUGCCGCAUCAGGCCUUUGCUCGAAGUGACACUGCCUCUCUCUUUAGAGCACUUGGUGACUCCAGAACGUUGACCUCAAAGCUGGAGCUUCUGUCACGACUGCGUGGACCUUGGGCGUUUAUAUACGUUGACAUCAAGCAGAAUUGCAUUUUGAUAGGAAAAGACCGAAGUGGACGAAAAAGUUUAGUUUUACACUUCCCAGACAGCGACGAUGAACGUUUGCUUGUGUGUUCAACCGGAACCACCGGUUCAGUACGAAACUUUUGGUCCGAACUUGGCUGUGGCCUUCAUUGUAUACGCUUGACUGAGCCGAUGUUAGUGCUCGACUCAUACCCUUUACCGGAUGGAUACUCUCCAAGGAAAGUGAUGUACACACGGACGUCUGUUCAUGCCUUUCGAAGCGCUAAUUCCUCCUUGAGGAUAUUUCAGUAUCUCAUCGAUCGCGCUGUAAGAACGCGUGUCUAUGCAAAUAAUCGAAAUCUAUGGCAUAAAUCUACAUCCACGAGAUCUGCUUCAGUAGCUAUUUUAUUCUCAGGUGGGCUCGAUAGUACAACACUUGCAACGUUGGCUCAUAGACACAUGCCAUUCGACCAAGUGAUUGAUCUUUGCAAUGUUUGCUUUCAUGGUGGAAGUUCUCCAGACAGGCUUGCUGCUAUUGAGGCGCUGCAAGAGCUUAGAAACAUAUCUCCUGGUAGACGUUGGAGGUUCAUACAGGUGAACGUCGAAAAGAGCGAGGUUUUCUGCCAGUUGAAGCACAUCGUCUCCCUGGUACAACCACAAGAUAAAAAAAUGGACUACAACAUUGGUGUUGCGCUUUGGUUUGCUUCAAGGGCUCGUGGCCAUGCAAUACUGUACAACACUGACGACUCAACGGAAACACUGGAAAAUUACGACUCAGAAGCAAAGAUUAUGCUUCUAGGUAACGGUGCAGAUGAGAUUCUAGGAGGCUAUCGCAGGCAUAAGCUUGCUUUCGACCGGGGUGGACUCUCGAAACUUGCCGAGGAACUCAAUAUGGAUAUGGAACGUCUUUGGGUAAGGAACAUGGGCAGAGAUGAUAGAAUUGUUUCAGACUCGAGCCGAGAGGCUAGAUACCCCUUUCUUGAUGAAGAACUCGUUCAUAUGGUGUCUGGCGCAGCUAUCUACGACAUAGUUGACUUCAAGCUACCGCCCGGAGAAGGCGAUAAAAUGAUCCUUAGAUCGCUAGCACGUGCCCUUGGUUUGUCAUGCACAUCAAAACGCGUGAAACGCGCGCUGCAAUACGGCAGUAAGGUGAACAAACUUGAGAAUGAAUUGUUCGACGAAUUGUUCGAUGCACGUGACACCUGA
Messenger RNA from Ostreococcus tauri, 1605 nucleotides. RefSeq names its product Rossmann-like alpha/beta/alpha sandwich fold. Lineage: Eukaryota; Viridiplantae; Chlorophyta; Mamiellophyceae; Mamiellales; Bathycoccaceae. The coding region runs from base 1 to 1605 and encodes 534 amino acids. Gene Ontology annotation, molecular function: asparagine synthase (glutamine-hydrolyzing) activity. The record is from RefSeq and is a predicted model, not a curated record. The transcript has a single exon.